UUCAUCGAGGCAACUGAAGCUCCAGGUAGACGGAUUUACGAAAGGCCGUGGGAUGGCAUAUUUGGACUUUCCGGCCUAUCGAAAUCGACCAUCACAGGAGCUCGUCCCAUCUGGAGAACGAUGAUGGAUGAAGGGGUAGUUACAAAGAAAGUGUUCUCGAUAUGGCUUCGACGGUACAGUGAUUCUGGUGAAAACGGUGGAGAAAUAGUCUUUGGAGGUAUAGACCAAGAGCACUUCACCGGAGCUCAUACCUACGUUGAUGCGGAAGGGCCGCAUAACACCUUCAAGAUUAACUCCUUUUUUGUGGGCAAAAUUGACACGAAAGUUUGCUCCAAGGGAUGCAAAGUUCUUGUGGACUCGGGGAGUACAUACAUUCGUGGUCCACCGAAUUUGAUCGUCAAGAUUAAUAAGCAAAUCGGAAUAGCAGCAGACUGCUCUAAUUAUGACAAGCUGUCUGAAGUUAUAAGCUUCACAAUAGCCGCAAAAACUUUUACCCUCACACCACGUGAUUACAUUGAGAGAAAGAAUGGGAAAUGCAAGAGUGUAUUCGCGGAUGCUACGACUGAUUUAUGGCAACUUGGCACGCCAUUCAUUCGAGCAUUUCAUACUGUUUGGAACUACCAGACUCCGGGAAUUGUUAAAGUCGGAUUCGCCAAGUCCAAAUAAUUUCUCUUAUUAUCUCCUACCUGUUUGUGGUAUUAUGAUAUGUACUCUAUAAAUUAUUAACUAAAA
This is a messenger RNA of Brassica oleracea var. oleracea, 732 nucleotides long. Its product is annotated as aspartic proteinase oryzasin-1-like. Gene Ontology annotation, molecular function: aspartic-type endopeptidase activity. The record is from RefSeq and is a predicted model, not a curated record. NCBI's taxonomy places the organism in Eukaryota, Viridiplantae, Streptophyta, Magnoliopsida, Brassicales, Brassicaceae. The annotation marks the transcript as partial. Gene Ontology annotation, biological process: proteolysis. The transcript is spliced from 4 exons.